UUCCGAUAUUUCACUGUGUGUCUCUUUCCGGUUUGACUCUCGUACCGAACGGUCGUGUAGCGUCCGCUUGUUUCGGUCAUCAUGACGUCCAAAGUAUCGCGUGAUACGUUCUACGAGUGCGUUAAUGCCCUCCUCACGCACUCAAAGGAGAAGAAGAGGAAGUUCCUCGAGACCGUUGAACUCCAAAUCGGUUUGAAGAACUACGACCCCCAGAAGGACAAGCGUUUCAGCGGUACCGUCAAGUUGAAGAACAUUCCUAGGCCCAAAAUGCAAGUCUGCAUCCUUGGAGACCAGCAGCACUGUGACGAGGCCAAAGCCCAAAAUGUUCCCUUCAUGGAUGCCGAAGCUCUCAAAAAACUUAACAAGAACAAGAAGCUCGUCAAGAAACUAGCAAAGAAAUACGACGCUUUCUUGGCCAGCGAGUCCCUCAUCAAGCAGAUCCCUCGUCUGCUGGGUCCAGGUCUCAACAAGGCCGGUAAAUUCCCUGGUCUUUUGACCCACCAGGAAUCAAUGACCGCCAAGAUUGACGAGGUGAAAGCCACCAUCAAGCUCCAGAUGAAGAAAGUACUUUGUCUCUCAGUGGCUGUUGGCCACGUCGACAUGAACGAGGACGAGCUAGUGCAGAAUGUUCACCUUGCCAUCAACUUCCUGGUCUCACUCCUGAAGAAACACUGGCAGAACGUUCGUUCCCUGCACAUCAAGUCCUCCAUGGGACCCCCCCAACGAUUGUACUAAAUGAACCUCUGUUUAUUUUCUACAUAAAAAGUUCACGAUCAAUAAAGAAUAACAUAAAAAAUUGUAACAAA
Molecule: messenger RNA, 806 nt
Organism: Diachasma alloeum
Lineage: Eukaryota; Metazoa; Arthropoda; Insecta; Hymenoptera; Braconidae
Product: 60S ribosomal protein L10a
Exons: 4
Coding region: 82-735 (217 amino acids)
Biological process (GO): translation
Cellular component (GO): large ribosomal subunit
Molecular function (GO): RNA binding; structural constituent of ribosome
Source: RefSeq, a predicted model, not a curated record